AUGUUUAUAUUCUUCACUGGUCAAAGACCCUGCUUUAUCUACCUGAUCUUUGCUCAGUUAGGCAUAGCAAAUAUCAUGCUCCUUUUCUUCAGGGGAAUCCCUUUAGUAAUUUUGAAUUGGAAGAAUAAAUAUUUCCUGGAUGAUGUAGGAUGUAAGAUUGUCUUCUAUCUUCAAAGAGUCGGACGUGGAGUAUCUAUCUGCAGCACCUGCCUCCUCAGUAUUUACCAGAUCAUCAUCAUCAACUCCCACUCUGCCAAGUGGGCAAAUCUCAGAAAGAAUGCCCCCAAGUACAGCUUGAUCUUUUCUGCCUUUUGCUGGGUACUCAAUGCAGUCAUAUAUGUUUUUAUUCCAAUAAGUGUAAUAGGACCUGUGAAACAACAAAACGUCACACGUGGGAUUGAUAUAGGCUAUUGCUAUUGGAAAUAUCAUUUGGAUUAUGCAGCAUUUAUAUAUGUUGUUCGAGAUGUUUUUUUUGUGUGUCUUAUGAUCUUUUGCUGUGCAUACCUGGUACAUUUUCUACACAAUCACCACCAGCUUGUCCAGCACAUUCAUGGGGCCAAAAUCACUCCCAGUAAAAACCCUGAGAUCAAAGCUACCAAGAGAAUUGUGCUAUUAGUCAUCACAUUUUUCUCAUUUUAUUCUAUCAAUGGCAUCCUUCUUUUAUGUAAUAUCUACUUUCUUCACUCCAGUGUCUGGCUCCUGGACACAUCUGCCUUCAUGACACUUUGCUUCCCAACUUUCAGCCCCUUUUUGCUGACAACCAGUAAUAAUCAUAUAGUUAGAUGGUGUGCUAACUUUGGUAGAUGA
Chrysochloris asiatica (Cape golden mole) is the source of this 807-nucleotide messenger RNA. Its product is annotated as vomeronasal type-1 receptor 4-like. Bases 1 to 807 code for a protein of 268 amino acids. The transcript has a single exon. The record is from RefSeq and is a predicted model, not a curated record. NCBI's taxonomy places the organism in Eukaryota, Metazoa, Chordata, Mammalia, Afrosoricida, Chrysochloridae. Gene Ontology annotation, cellular component: membrane. Gene Ontology annotation, biological process: G protein-coupled receptor signaling pathway. Gene Ontology annotation, molecular function: pheromone receptor activity.